Messenger RNA from Poecile atricapillus (Black-capped chickadee), 3430 nucleotides. It is a transcript of the gene C9H3orf18, whose product is annotated as chromosome 9 C3orf18 homolog. The transcript has 6 exons. NCBI's taxonomy places the organism in Eukaryota, Metazoa, Chordata, Aves, Passeriformes, Paridae. The record is from RefSeq and is a predicted model, not a curated record. Bases 261 to 962 code for a protein of 233 amino acids.
GGCGCGGCCCGGCCCGGCCCCCGCGGCCCCGGGCGCGGCCCCCGGCGGCCGCUCCGCCCGCGCCCCGGGGGGACCGGACGCCUCAGCGGGAGCGCCCAGCUGAGUCUAGUGUGGUUCCCACCCCGAAGAAAACCCAUCAGAGGUGAUGCUGCAGGAGAGGUCUCACGUUGGGGCCCUGCAUUGGAAGGGCAGCUCUGCACUUCUGUAGCUGAUGGGAGAGGACAACAGCUUGGUAACAGGAGCUACCAAGAGCUGGCAGGAUGAGUUACAGCUCACCCUCUGUGCAUGACUUGCAUCGCAGCACCCCCAGCACGGCCAAGCCAGACCUAGGGACAGCUCUGGAUGUGACUGUGCCACAAACACCCACCGUAAGCCCUGAGACUACCAGUUUCAACAGCACCAAAAUCCCAGAUGUGGCCAGCACUGGACCUGGCAUGAGCACCAUGCUGCUUUCCUUUGGGAUCAUUACUGUGAUUGGGCUGGCUGUAGCAAUGAGAACAGAAGGUAGCAGCAAGCUCCCAUUCCUUGUACAAGGAAGGGCUUCACUAAUGCAGCCAUCAGAGGAGCCUACUGCAAAAUUUCAUUGCAGGCCCCAGGAGGAGUUUUUCCAAAAGCCCCUAAGAAAACCUGGAAACGGUCAAAAGUUCCCAAGAGCAGCAUCCAGCGUUCGUAGUUCUCAGAACAAGGCUGUGGAGGCCCAAAGCCUCCCUUUCUUCCCAGCAGAGGUUCUGUAUAUCAGGAAGAGGAAGAGGUUGGAGAAGUUACGGCACCAGCUCAUGCCCAUGUACAACUUUGAUCCCACCGAGGAACAGGAUGAGCUGGAGCAGGAGCUGCUGGAACAUGGGCGAGAUGCAGCAUCUUCCCAGGCAUCACAGAGCAAGGUGCUGCUGACGAGUCAGGGAGCCCUGCAGAGACCCAGCCGCCUCGUGUUCACUGAUGUGGCCAAUGCCAUCAAUGCAUGACCAGGACCUGCCCUGCUCCGGGAUCCUGCUGAGAACAAGGAGGAUGAAGCCAACAAAGCAGUGACUUCCCUCAAGCAUGGCUGAUCCACUGAGCCCAGCUGGUCACCUGUUGGUUUGUGUUACAAAUGGGCACGGGAAGUGCCAUCACUCUGGGAAGCAAACCCUUUGUAAGGGCAGUGGUGAUUUUCUGGUGUGUGUGUGUUGCCACUGAAAGGUCCUGAGCUCCAGUCUGUGGGCUGGCACUGCCUGACACCACCUACCAAGCUUUGUGCUUAGUAACAGUGCCUGCUCUGUGUAGAUUAACCUGCUGGAGCACAAGGCUGUGCUCUCUGGGUCAGGGAAGGGGAGAGGUGCACGUUUCAGAGACCUUCUCCACUGGCUUUGUGUGCCCAAGGCCCCUGGAAAGUGAUGGAUGAGCCUCUCUGUGCAGUGACCAUAGCUCCGGCCAGUCCUGGGUGGGACUGGUGGCAAAUCCUCUGAGCCAGGAGAGCUGUCUGUCCCAGCUGAGGGGUGGCCUGGGGCACAGCAGGGAGGACACAGCCACAGGAUUAUCCCCUCCCAGGCCUGUGGCUGCUGAUAAACGUGCACCAGGGUGAUGGUGAAGCAUGGGGAAUUCACUGGCUUUAAAUGAACAUCUGGCUGAUAACAACUGAGGAAGUGGCUGAAUAUCCCAAAUUAGAGGUACUGUAUAGACAGAGGGGAUUUCACACAGCUAGAGGCAGGGACUGUCACUGCCUGGCUAUGUGAGCCCUGCUGCUGAGCUAGGAAUAACAGUGCUUGGGCCACGAAGAGGAGUUGAGCAGACCUAGGGUUCCAGUACCUUUAAUCCCCUCCUGCUUUGGCUCAGGGAAGUUUCUACAGCGCAGAGUGUUAUGCAGGAAAAAAGAUGAAGCUUUGAAGUACUUUAAAAAAAGGAGAAACAUAUAUUGGCUCAACAGCAGCCCAGUGUCUGCCCCCAGAGAUGACUAACAGCUGGUUUGUACUUCCUUACCUGCCAGGACCUGCAGUCAGAGCCUUCUCUUCCUCCUGCUGAAGGGAACACAGAGCUUUGCGUUAGCCUCUGCUCGAGUUACCUGCUAGGAACAGGUAGGUGGGACUAGACAGGUAAGCCAGGGGUUUCCCUGUAGCCCUGAAGCUUCUCUCUGCCUCUGCAUCCUUCAUGGCUGCAGGAGGAAGAGAGUGGGGGCCUGUUGGCUGCAAGCCUUUUGGUUGGCACUGGCCCCAAGUGCUGCAGACCAGCACAGCAGCCAGGGACCAGCAUCAGUGCCCAGCCACACCCUGAUCACCUCCUGAUCUUUGUGUGGUUACAGGCAUUUGUCAAUCAGAUUUUAUUCCAUCCACAGCACCAGUUAAAAGGGAAUCAGGGCAAGCCAAAAUCUGAAUGCAGACCUAAAGCUUUAUGCAAGGAGUUGUUUGAGAGUGGCAAUUCAGGUAUCAUGUGCUUUGUUGCAAGUUUGGUUUGUUUUUCUGCUCCCAAAUAUUUUGUUUUCUUCCCCUGUGUGAUCGUUUUUCUCAUAUUCAUUAAAUGCAGACUCUUUCCUGGGCCCGUGUCCCUGACCCCUGCAGGGCACAGCUCCUUACCAGCCUUCCCUCUUCCACUGACACAGCUUCCCUCAGGGCAGCUUUGCAGGGCUAAAUUGCUUUAGUUUUUCAGUAUCCAGCUGUCUUUUUGGAACUAGGGAUUUCUGGGAGUAUAUUAGGGGUUGGAGUGUGGAAAACAGCCCAGUCCUCACUGCCAGGAGAUCUGGCAGGAGGCACUCCCAGGCUGCUGCUGUUUGCCCCCAGGGAUGCUGCUGGAAGGAAGGUGCAUGGGUACAAAUACUCAGUGUAAUGCAGAUUAGGCCCUUAGAAUCUGGAGUCUGUGUUUGGGUAUUCCCAGCGAUCAGCUGAGAGACAAACACCUCCCAACACACACACACACUUCCCAGCUCCUGCAGGUGCUCACUGAGAGCAGCCACACAUCUGAUUUCUCCCUUCACUGCCUGUCCCCUCUCCAGGCUCUGCAGCAGCACAGGGAUGCACGUGGCAGAACGAGUGUCCAGCUGUCUUAAAUUGCAGAAUUUUCCCCAGAACUCUCAGCACUGGAAUUUUAAUGGUUGUUUUAAACUCAACAAAAGGCAAGUGUGAGCUGAGCUGUUUCCUCAAUGCCUCAGCCCAGUGUGUGCCCUUCUUCCAGUUCCCUGUGCUGCAGCACAACAAACCAACCUACAGAGGAAUUCUCUUGAACCAUUGUCCCUGUGAUGAUAGGCUUUGUCCUGUGGUGACUGCCCUUAAAGAAGUACAGAUAAUAAGACUAAAAGAAUAUUAUGGGUAAUUGCUGGGCUCAUACUGGAGUAUUCUUUUAGUUCCGCAGCACCUCCUCUCACAGUUCUUGGAUGUAUAAUUUAGCAGAAGCAUUAUGAUGUAAUUUAAUUCAAGUGUUUCUGUGUUUUAAAGCAUUGAAAUAUAAUUAAACUAUUUACAUGAAA